CGCGUUUGAAAAGAAGCGGCAGGAAGUCGCCGACCUGCACGGAGCGGAGCAGAAAUGAGCGGCGGUGAUUAAAAUCUGACGCUGUUGACCCCGAAAUGGCGCUGCUGACCCCGUACAGCAAGAUACCCGAGCUCAACACGGCCACCGUGCUGCUGGUUGAAAAUGAGGAGCAGUUUCAGUCCAGGUUGGCCGAUGCCAUAGUGCAGCAGGAAAAGGACAUCAACGUGAAUGUGCGGCUGGCUCGGAAGCUCCCUCUCCCUGUGGAAAACAGUGAGACUCGCCCUCGUAUUGACCUGGUGGUGUUCAUAGUCAACCUGCUGUCUGAACGCAGUCUUCAGGCAGCAGAGAGUUCUCUGAGCCAUUUAGGCCCAGACUACUUCCUGGGAAAGCUGUGCUUUCUGGUUACUGAUGCUCGCUGUGGUGCUGUACCUCAGGAGCGUCUGCUUAGCGUGAGGAGACUGGCUGCGUCGCACCACUGCCCUGUGAUCUACGCUGAACACCAGACAGAAGAUGGCAUUACCAUGACAGCGAUGAGGGUCCUCACCAUCUUGAAAGUGUCUGCUGGUUUAUCUCCUGUGGCAACCACCGCGCUCUACCUGUCCACCUUUACCCGAUGCACUUUCCCCUCUGACUUCGACGAGGACUGAGCUCUGGCAUCUGACCAUUUCCGUUCUACGCUGUUGAGUAUUUCUGGGUGCCACGUGGCGUCCGCUGAACUCGGGGUCAAAUAUAUGAAUGAAAAGACUGUUUGUUUUUAAACUCCUCGAAUUUGGUCGUACAGAAUUCCAUAAAUGUUACUGAUAAAACCAGAAGAAAUCAGUGGAAUCCAGACAAGUAGGUGAGUUUAAAGCAGUGAACAGAGGCAUCAGUCAGACACUUUGCAUUAAGAUGCAUAGUUUGUGUAUCUUACUGACCGUGUCAUUGGCUGUUAUGGGUGCCUAUUGUUGUUUUCAUAUCACACUUUAUUUAAUUACUUGUUACCAUCAUCGUUAAGGAGUCGUCCAGGGAGCAAACCCCCGCCAAUCCAAAUGUAGUUGAUCGGUCAAGACAAGACGUGUUUUAUGUCUGAAGUUGUUUUCUUUAGUUCUGCCCUGGAGUCACGAGGCUAAUUUCACGAACAAGUAGUGGAAGCUUGUGCUGCACCAGAUGUGCCUCAGCUGAUACCACGAAAAUUUGGGGUUGGGCGUGGAGAAGGGCUUGUGCAUUUGGUCGAACUAUUGCUUUAAGGGAAAGAAGUUGGUGGCAUCAGGUUGUGCUGUGCAGAGUUCCUGAACACUCGUGUUGUUGAUCACAGAGAAACACGCCUUGAUCUGUUAAUCUUAUGCAUGCAUGUCGUGCCCCAACACCCUGCUCUCAGUUAUGUGCAUAAUGUAAAUAUGUGUAGUUGCGUUAGUAUGUUCAUUAAAGUCUGUAGAAUGAA
This is a messenger RNA of Pygocentrus nattereri (red-bellied piranha), 1420 nucleotides long. It is a transcript of the gene pane1, whose product is annotated as proliferation associated nuclear element. Lineage: Eukaryota; Metazoa; Chordata; Actinopteri; Characiformes; Serrasalmidae. The transcript is spliced from 6 exons. The record is from RefSeq and is a predicted model, not a curated record. Bases 96 to 647 code for a protein of 183 amino acids.